Messenger RNA from Danio rerio (zebrafish), 2019 nucleotides. The record is from RefSeq and is a predicted model, not a curated record. NCBI's taxonomy places the organism in Eukaryota, Metazoa, Chordata, Actinopteri, Cypriniformes, Danionidae.
AGUGUUUUCAGUGUCUAAACAUCUAUACGCGCUCAUGAUGCUACACGCUUCAUAAAUACUACAGGCGUAGGUAGACAGACUCACUGUGCUGUGAGACACACGACGGUGACGCUUCAUUAUUUACAGUGGCGUCUCAUAAGAGCGCUAUAAAUACAGCUCCACGGUGCUCCGCGCUCACACUCGCGCUCUCCGUGUGUUUUAUAUUCAACAUUCCACACUAAAACUACUCAGCACUACUAUUUAGACUACGGAGAUACUCGUAUCCUCACUGGAAUGCUUAUGUUUUCCUCAGGAAUAAGUCUUUAGACUUUAUUCAGACUGAACGGAUGAUGAUGGAAGUCUGAUAUCGCCUUUCGAUCCUCAAGGACUGCUGAUAUUUCUUUUCACCUUCGUUGAUAAAAGUUACACCAUGUUCAGGUGGAGUGAUCCAGCUAUGGAUUAACUAAAACGCGCCGCAGAAGUGAUGUACCUGUAAAAUCAGCCGGUCCUGUAACCUGGUGGAGAUGUUAUCCAUCCAGCAAUACAACAGCACGGUUUUAGCUGAGGAUGAAGCGUUGGUCAAUCAGAGCCAUCAUUAUGUGGCACCGCUGCGCUGCAGGGAAAACCUGACCACCACCAGCCCGACGGCAGCGGGUCUGUCCAUGACCCUGGGCAUAGUCUCCAACAUCAUAGCGCUGGCCAUCCUGGCUAAUGCCUACAGCCGGCGCAGCAAAACCACCAAAGCCACAUUUCUGCUGUUUGCCAGUUCUCUGGUGGUCACAGACCUCGUCGGACAUGUAAUUCCAGGCGCUCUGGUUCUUCAUCUCUACCUGUCUGGCACUGGACCUUGUCUUCCAGCAGUGCCCGAUGGGACCUGUCAGUUCCUAGGCGGCAGCAUGGUUUUUUUCGGGCUGUGCCCGCUGUUUCUGGGCUGUGCAAUGGCAGUGGAGCGAUGCAUAGGUGUGACCAGGCCUCUCCUACACAAACGCUUGGUUUGCACCACCCAGACUAAGAUUGUAAUGGUGAUGGUUUGGCUGCUGGCUUUAAGUGUGGCAUUUCUGCCCUUCUUCCGCCUAGGCUCCUACACCUACCAGUACCCAUGGACGUGGUGCUUUAUUAAUGUUUUAGACGAAACAAACGUGACUGAUGUGAUAUUUGUGGUGCUCUUCUCCGGGCUGGGACUGGCCUCACUGGCCGUAGCUCUGGUCUGUAACACCAUCAGCGGGGUGACUCUGGUGGCUGCAAGACUUAGAAAGAAGCAAAAGCAGGAGUCCAUCCGUCAAAGCAAGAAGGACAAGCAGGAGUCUGUUCGUCUCAGCAGGAAGGACAAGCAAAACAAGUCCAGCAAAACACAUGAUAUUGAGAUGGUGGUACAGCUGGUGGGCAUCAUGGUCACAUCUUGCAUCUGCUGGAGCCCUCUGCUGAUCUUCGGUCUGAUGUCAGUCAUCCGUUCGUCCAUCAGCUCCAUGGGUGAUGAUCUGGAAAUGUCCUACCGGACUUUAUUAGUAAUGGGAGUGCGCCUGGCCUCCUGGAAUCAAAUCCUGGACCCCUGGGUGUAUAUUCUUCUGCGCCGAGCCAUCCUAAGGAAGAUCUACUACUUAACCACGGGCCGAACAGGACGCAAAGGGAGCACAUUCCGGCGGUGGGAGGCCAGCUCCUUCCAGAACUCAGUGAAGAAAGCCAUUAAUCAGACCUGAUGGAGUGUGGGAUGCCGGAGUGUGAGUCCUACCACAUGGAAAACAGUCAGACACUUAAAGUGAAAGCGUAUGUGAGUUCCUUUUGCUUGAAUGGUGGAUGAAGGAGCAGCAUACUGGAAGCUGAAUUUGGAAGCGUGCUCUGGAUUAACCGCAGAGACUUUAACAAGCAUUAUAUUUGAGCUGGUGGAGCUAAAAAUCCCAUUCAUUUUCCCCAUAUCAGGCUUUCAAACAGCAAUCUUCAGGGUGACACUGUGGCUCAGUGGUUAGCACUGUCGUCUCACAGCAAGAAGGUUACUGGUUCAAGUCUUAGCCAGGCCAGUUGGCAUUUUUGAGUGGAGUUUGC